UUGAUCGACUCAAAAGUUAAAACCUUCUUCAGGAAAAAGUGCAAUUCAGCCCGAGAGACAAAAUCCUGCUCAAUGAGGUUCACCUCAUCUGAUGAUUCAAAUUGAAACUGGACGGCUAAACUGGGUUCACGUUUUAAACGUCUACUCUCCCUGCGUCGAUUAGGUAAAAAAAUCAAAAGCUGAGACAGUUGUCUCAUCCAAUAUGAUUCCCAGCUCAAUUAUCAUCCUGCUGGAGAGGAUUUUAAUUGGAUAAUCUCAGUCCUUAAAUUACACGAUGUAAGCCAGAGUCGGUCUGACCAGUGAAAACUCCAUGCGGAGAGACUCGAAUACCAAAUCCGACGAGCAAAUGGGGACAAGACACGUACUUAUCGUACGGUGCUCGUACUUGAGCAUCAAUCAGAGAUAACAUCUGAAAAUGUGAUAAUUACUAUAAGUGGUUCAUGGCAUUGGGCAAGUACAAUUUCUUGAUAUAUAAAUGAUAUUUCCAAUUCGCGCAGCAAGAAGAAGUAAAGCAUGCAGCGCUGUAAGUGUUGGUUGCUCUUGUGGAUACACGCUUGCAACUCACUCGUUGGCUGCACACGUGAGAUUGGAAGCGAAAGCUUGACUGGGAAAUUGCAGUUUGAAGCCGCAGCAGAGUGGGAGGUGGAGCGGGAGCAGGAGGAGCUACAUAUCGAUCGACGGCCGCCGCCCACCGAUGAAGAACGAAGGAAAUACAUGAAACAGGAGCUGCCUGCCUUACCGCUGGACUUCAUGGAACGGAGCGCGCACUAUAAUCUACAGUUGAACGAGAGCUGUGCGCCGUUUCCCAAAUUCUUAGAACUCGAAUUCCACAACAACUACUGGCAAGUGCAUCGUAGUGGAGCGCUCAGCUUCUACUUGUAUGGUGCCUACUAUGAUAACCGUACGGCAGUGGUUAGUAGAGAGGGCGUAAAGCUGGUGCGUAUACUCGCUAUGGUCAGCGAGAUCGACUUGAAGUACGAAGAUUUUCCGCCCAGUUAUUGUCAGAUUUGGUAUGAAGAGUUUGACAAGCCGCGAAUUGUGCUGGUGCGAAAUUAUCGAGAAAUUUGGUACUCGGACUGGUGUAAAGGUCCCAAUUUGCUUUAUGCCACGUGGGUAGAAUGCUCACUGCAUGAGGAGAAGAAGGAGGAGAAGGAGGAGGAGGUCGGGGAAGGGUGGCGUGAUUUAGUGCCAAAAGCUGUUUCGUUGGUGGCAUCACCGUGUGCGCGCGCUACAAAUAGUUUGCGUGUAAUCUACGAGCCCGCUGAUGAACAACGUGGUGGCUUCGCUGUCUGUUCGACGGGGCUCUAUAACCCCUACAGGGAUAAUUCGGUACGUUUGGUUGAGUGGUUGGAGCUUUUGCAUUUAUUGGGCGCCGAGCAUGUAUCUUUACCCACAUUUGGCAUACAUCCGAAUGCGACGAAGGUUCUACGCUACUACGAGCGCGAGGGUUUCGUUUCCGCACCAGGUAUUUCGCUGGUGCGUGGCGAACCCGCUUUACCGCACUUCACGCACGAAGUGAUCAAGCGCGACUCGUGCAAUCACAUGGUCAAUGAGAUCAUACCACUGAACGACUGUCUCUGCCGGAAUAUGUACAAAUAUGAUUAUGUGGCUGUGUUUGACAUCGAUGAGGUCAUAAUACCGUUGGGCAAGCUACGCAACUGGCGUGAGUUGGCCCAAAAUGCAGCGGAGGAUGUGCGUGCGGAUAAUUGCAACGAAGGUGCCUCAUCACUCUGCUUUUGUAACGUCUACUACCCAGCUUAUCCAGAGCGUAAGCCAUACAGCACAGACGCGCCCACUUACAUGUACAUGCUACAGCAUGUGGCACGCGUGGCAGAGCAUCUGGAACCUUUCAAAGCUACCAAAUGUUUUCAUAAUACUCAAUUCGUAACCAGUCUGCAUAAUCAUUAUGCGCUGGACUGGGUGGCUAGUUGUGGCAUGCGGUCGGUCAAUGUGACGUUGGGACAAAUGCAACACUAUCGUGAGCCUGACAUAGCGGAAACCCUCGAGAACCCCGUUAUCGAUGACGUUAUAUGGCGUUAUAAGGAACCCCUGGUGCCACGGACACAGGCUGUAUUGCGGAAGUUAGGACUACUGCGCAGAGUACAGGUCCGUGGCGGUGAACGAAACUCUCAAGAGACUGCAGAAAUUCGAGUGCCACAAUCUCUGGAGAAGGAAGCGAUAAAAGAUAGCUUAGCAGUAAGAGGCGAACUUUGAAUUAUAGUCAUGC
Ceratitis capitata (Mediterranean fruit fly) is the source of this 2227-nucleotide messenger RNA. RefSeq lists its product as uncharacterized. The coding region runs from base 514 to 2214 and encodes 566 amino acids. The record is from RefSeq and is a predicted model, not a curated record. Lineage: Eukaryota; Metazoa; Arthropoda; Insecta; Diptera; Tephritidae. The transcript has 3 exons.